UAGCGCGGAGCAUUUGGCCGGAAGUCGGGUUUCUACGCGCCGCGGUGAGCUGGCCCCUUGCAGAGCUGUGAGCAUCCCCAGAGUUAAACUGGGGGAGAAAAAAAAAGCAAACACCUCUAAAAAGUCAUUUGGAAACAUCUCUAAAUAUUUGUAACUGUAUGCGCUGCUAAAGAGAAAUUGACCAAAAUGAAAUUACUUGAAUAACUGGGACAGGUUUAUGUUCGUUUCAUCAAUUCCAUCCAGAAGCUGAGGAGUCUCCCUUUGAAUUGAAGGAUUGUGCAAGGAUGACCUUCCAAUUUAAUUUCACUAUAGAAGACCAUCUGGAAAAUGAAUUAACGCCCCUUGGAGAUGAAGCUUUGGCGCCGAAUUCCUCAAAAGAGUCUUCAGUCUCAGAAAGUCAAAAAGGUAAACACAGGGACACAAAAUGUUUUACAGAGCAGUCUGACUUGCCUCAGGAUCACUCGUGGGGACCUAAGUCAGUGGGACAUGCAGCUCCCUCCCAAGACACACACAACUCACUCGAUGUAGCUAACAGUUCAGGGAACUUGGAGCCUCAUGAAAAACAGCCUUGCUUGAGACUUGCCAAAGAGCAUGCUGUGCCUGAAGAUUUAAAGAAAGUGUUAGAAAAUAAAGUCAUAGAAACAUUACCGGGUCUCCAGCACGUUAACGUAUCAAUAGUGAAAACCAUCUUGUUAAAAGAGAACUUCCCUGGAGAAAACAUCAUUUCAAAAAGCUUUUCUUCUCACUCUGAUCUGAUUACCGGUGUUUAUGAAGGAGGCUUAAAAAUCUGGGAAUGUACCUUUGACCUCCUGGCUUAUUUCACAAAGGCCCAAGUGAAAUUUGCUGGGAAAAGAGUGUUGGAUCUUGGCUGUGGAUCAGGGUUGCUGGGUUUAAUUGCACUCAAGGAAGGGGCAAGAGAAGUUCAUUUUCAAGAUUAUAACAGUAUGGUGAUCGAUGAAGUAACCUUACCUAAUGUGGUGGCUAACUCCACUUCGGAAGAUGAAGAAAAUGACGGAAACGAACCAGAUGUGAAAAGAUGCAGGAAAUCAAAAGUAGCCCAAGAACUAAGUCAAUGCCGGUUCUUUUCUGGGGAGUGGACUGAGUUUUGUAAGCUUGUACUAACCAGUGAAAAACGCUUUGAAAAAUAUGAUCUCAUUCUCACCUCAGAAACCAUUUACAAUCCAGACUAUUAUGGUACUUUGCACCAAACAUUCCUUCAAUUGCUAGGUAAAAAUGGGCGGGUGCUUUUGGCCAGCAAAGCACAUUAUUUUGGUGUAGGUGGAGGUGUUCAUCUCUUUCAAAAGUUUGUAGAAGAAAGGAAUGUAUUUGAAACUAGAACACUUGAAAUAAUUGAUGAAGGACUAAAAAGAUUCCUAAUUGAAAUGACUUUUAAGUACCCUAGUUAAUGUCCACAAAACGUCCUAAGUGAAAUAAACAGAAUAAAAACUUUAGAAUGUUUAA
Messenger RNA from Miniopterus natalensis, 1461 nucleotides. It is a transcript of the gene METTL18, whose product is annotated as methyltransferase 18, RPL3 N3(tau)-histidine. NCBI's taxonomy places the organism in Eukaryota, Metazoa, Chordata, Mammalia, Chiroptera, Miniopteridae. The record is from RefSeq and is a predicted model, not a curated record. Gene Ontology annotation, cellular component: nucleus. Gene Ontology annotation, molecular function: protein-L-histidine N-tele-methyltransferase activity. Gene Ontology annotation, biological process: peptidyl-histidine methylation, to form tele-methylhistidine.